Molecule: messenger RNA, 2805 nt
Organism: Linum tenue
Lineage: Eukaryota; Viridiplantae; Streptophyta; Magnoliopsida; Malpighiales; Linaceae
Source: the annotation of a GenBank genome assembly
AUGCUGAGAACCCCUUCAACAUUCCCAAAGGUUCCCCCGUUCCAUGGGGAAACUGUCUUUUCUCUUCGGGAGGCAUGCAAGCAAGGUAACCUCAGAGAAGCUGUAUCUACCUUUACUGCAUCGUUGACUGAGGAUCGUACCUCGCUUCUAGAUAACCCAGAUGAGGCCUACGCCCCAUUACUUGAGCUCUGUGCGAAAAGUAGGGCUUCAUCACUUGGUCGACAGGUGCAUGCUCAUGUCCUGAAAUUUGGUGUGGCAACCCCGGAAUCUGUUUUCUUGAGCACCAAGCUUGUGUUUAUGUACGGGAAGUGUGGGUAUGUCUGCGAUUCACAGAAGGUGUUCGACAAAAUGUCCGACAGAACUAUCUUCACGUGGAAUGCUAUGAUGGGGGCUUACGUUUCAAAUGGGAAAAAUUUAGAAGCCCUCGAGUUGUACAGACAAAUCAGGGUGUCGGGUUCCCCUCUUGAUUCUCGUACUUUUCCGUGCGCUCUGAAAGCUUGUGGAGCACUUGGUGAUCGUCACUCUGGGUUUGAAAUGCACGGACUCGCGAUUAAAUGUGGGUGUGCUUCGGUGGCCUUUGUUGCUAAUGCUAUGGUUGCUAUGUAUGCCAAGUGCAAGGAUUUGGAUAGCGCACGGAAAUUGUUUGAGAGGAUGAAUGGCGGAGACGAUGAUGUCUUGUGGAACUCUAUGAUAUCUGCAUAUUCUGAAACGCUUCAGUACUGGGAGGCAUUAGUGAUUUUCAAAAAAAUGAGGAUGGUUGGUGUUUCUCCUAGCACUUACACAUUUGUUGCUGCCCUUCAAGCUUGUCAAGGUUCUUCUUCUAGCAUACUGGGUAGGGAAAUCCAUGCUGCUACUCUGAGAUCACAUCAAUUUCUUGAUGUGUAUGUUGCAAAUGCACUGAUAGCUAUGUAUGUGAGACAUGGGCUAAUGGUUGAGGCUGCCAGGAUUUUCAAUUUAUUGGAAGCUAAGGACAAUAUCACCUGGAAUUCCAUGCUGGCUGGUUUUAUUCAGAAUGGUCUUUUCGCUGAAGCUUUACAAUGCUUCCACGAUUUUCAGGAUUCUGGUCUAACACCUGAUGUGGUUUCACUAACAAGCAUCAUCACAGCUUGUGGGAGAUUAGGUUGUGUGUUAAAUGGCAAGGAAAGUCAUGCUUAUGCAGUAAAGAAGGGGUUUGCUUCUAAUCUGCAUGUUGCAAACACAAUUAUUGAUAUGUAUAGCAAGUGUUCUCGUGUAAGUUACAUGGACCAUGCUUUUAAGAUGACGCCUGAAAAGGAUUCCAUUUCAUGGACGACAGUUGUGGCAGGCUAUGCUCAGAACAAUUGUUAUCUAGAGGCCUUAGAAUUGUCCAGGCAAUCACAGAUGGAAGGAAUGCGUGCAGAUUCAAUGAUGAUUGGCAGCAUUUUGCUGGCUUGCAGAGGAUUGAAACACUUUUUCAAAGUAAAAGAAGUUCAUGGUUACAUGAUAAGGCACAUUCUAACUGACCGUAUGCUGCAAAACACUUUGGUUGAUGUGUAUGGAGAAUGUGGGCAAGUUGAUCAUGCUGCUCGAAUGUUUGAGUUGAUUGAAGAUAAGGAUGCUAUAUCUUGGACAAGCAUGAUAUCAUCAUGCAUCAAUAACGGAUAUGCAGUUGAAGCUCUUGAAGUUUUUCAGUCAAUGAAAGAUACUGCAGUUCAACCAGAUUAUAUUACUCUCGUCAGCAUACUCUCUGCAAUUACUAGCUUAUCAUCUUUGCAUAAAGGGAAAGAAGUUCAUGGUUUCAUAACAAGGAAAGGCUUUCUGUUAGAAGGAUCAUUGGGAAACUCUCUUGUGGAUAUGUAUGCUCGGUGUGGGAGUCUGGAGAGUGCUUACAAGACAUUUAGCUGUAUCAGAAAUAAAAAUCUGGUUACAUGGACAACUAUGAUUACUGCAUAUGGAAUACAUGGGCAUGGCAAAAAGGCAGUUGAACUAUUCGGCAGAAUUGAGGAUAGAAACCUGAUUCCAGAUCAUAUAACCUUCUUAGCGCUUCUUUAUGCAUGUAGUCAUUCAGGACUGGUUGAGGAAGGCAAAAUCUUUCUUGAAAUUAUGAAAUGCAAGUAUCAGCUAGAGCCCUGGCAAGAGCAUUAUGUCUGUUUAGUGGAUCUUCUGGGUCGUGUGAACCGCUUGGAAGAGGCAUACCAAUUUGUGAAGAACAUGGCCGUUGAACCUGCUGCUGAAGUUUGGUGUGCCCUCCUAGGUGCUUGCCGAGUUCACUCCAAUGAAGAACUUGGAGAAAAAGUGGCCAAGAAGCUGUUGGAGUUGAACCCAAAAAAUCCAGGGAAUCAUGUGCUAGUGUCCAAUUUGUUUGCCGCAGAGAGCCGAUGGAAUGAUGUUCGAGUAGUGAGAAUGAGAAUGAAAGCAGAUGGGUUGAAGAAAACCCCUGGAUGUAGUUGGAUGGAGGUAGGAAAUAAGAUUCAUACAUUUAUUGCUAGAGACAAGGCUCAUCCAGAGUCACAUAAGAUCUAUCAGAAAUUAGCUCAGAUUAUUGAGAAGUUGGAGAAUGAAGGGGGAUAUGUUGCCCAGACAAAGUUAGUCUUGCAUAAUGUAAGGGAGGAAGAGAAAGUUGAGAUGCUCCAUGGCCAUAGUGAACGACUGGCUAUUGCCUAUGGUUUGUUGAGCACUUCUGACGAUACCCCAAUUAGGAUUACAAAGAAUCUUAGAAUUUGUGAAGAUUGUCAUGCUUUCUGUAAAUUAGUGUCAAGAUUAUAUCAACGAGAACUAGUAGUCAGGGAUGCGAGUAGAUUUCAUUGUUUUCAGGAUGGGUUCUGCUCUUGUGCCGAUCUCUGGUAA